Molecule: messenger RNA, 1971 nt
Organism: Venustampulla echinocandica
Lineage: Eukaryota; Fungi; Ascomycota; Leotiomycetes; Helotiales; Pleuroascaceae
Exons: 5
Coding region: 1-1971 (656 amino acids)
Source: RefSeq, a predicted model, not a curated record
AUGCGUUUAGUCCAGUUCGUGGGCAGUGCUGCGGCACUUGCCAGCCAUGCAUAUGGCCAAGCGCAGUCAACAAAAUCCUGCGACUCAGUGACAAAGAUCUGCUUCCAAACCUAUACUGUUCCUGCCACAGGUGUCCAGUAUGGAAUUGCGCUCCCUAUGAACGUAACCGCCCCGUUUGAUGCGAUUAUUUCAAUCACAGCCCCAGUGGCAACGAAAUGGGCCGGUUUUAGUUGGGGCGGGACAAUGGUGUUUAAUCCACUCACAGUUGCCUGGCCAAAUGGCAAUAGUGCAACGGUCUCGGCACGUUUUGCAUUUGGCCUGAGUCUUCCACAAGGCUACGAUGAAGCCGAGCAUACUCUUAUGAAAGGCACAACAACAAAUAGCACGCAUUGGACCAUGGUAGCAAGAUGUCGAGGCUGCACCUCAUACCAAGACAAUAAUGCCGAACUAGCCACGAUAAAUGCCACCGGCACAGCACCGUUUGCUUGGGCUCAAGGAGUUAGUGCUCCUCAAGAACCCGCAAACAAUGCUUCUGCCUUUGCCGUUCACCAGGCUGUUGGCAAAUGGCAGCACGACUUGAGCGCCGCUCGAAGCCCGGAUUUCGAAUCCUGGAUUGCUGCCAAUCUUGUAGAGCCAGCACCUCCUGUCAAAACUAGCACUACUACCAGUGCGGCUUCUACAACCUUCACGACCACCACGAAGGCGACUAACACUGUUGCAGCAGGCAUUCCUGCUUCUUGCGCCGGUGCCGGGGCCGCCAAAUUCCAAUCUGUCCUGGCCAGCGGAUGGAAAGCUACCAAGGUUAUCGGUGGUUUAACCAGCCCUCGAAGUAUCGUUUUUGAUACAGCCGGUAACAUGUUGGUGGUUCAAUCUGGAAAGGGUAUUUCACUACACGUGAUGUCUGCAGAUGGCUGCAUUUCUUCGACCAAGAUGUUGGUAUCACAAAACAACCUGAACCAUGGCAUUUCAUUAAGUGUUGAUGGCAAGACGUUGUACGCGAGUACAUCGACGACCGUUUAUUCCUGGCCAUACACUGCCUCCUCAACCUCGGUUGGAACUCGGGGAACUGUCAUUACUGGAAUGUAUAACGGCGGUGCGCAUGUAUCCCGCACGCUGCUUAUUGCACCGCAUCAGCCAAACUUGCUGGUUGUUUCUCACGGCUCCAACGACAAUUUUGAUUAUGCCUCUGGAAACCCAAAGACGGGUCGUGCGAUCGUCAAGGUCUUUGAUCUAAGCAAGGCUCCCGCUAAUGGAUAUAACUAUCCCAACGAUGGGUGGUUGGCAGGAUACGGUCUCCGAAACGAGGUUGGAAUAACUUUUGACGGUAACAACAUGCUUUGGGGAGUUGAAAACAGUGGUGACAACUUCCAACGUACCGCUCAAGGCCAGUCACCAAAGGACGUCCAUCAAGACAACCCAGCCGAGAAGCUCAAUUAUCUUGGCGACGUUACCCAGCCUAACAACAAUUGGUACGGAUAUCCGACCUGCUUCGCGGUCUGGAAGCCUAGCGAUUUCACAGAUCAAAAGUUCCAGGUCGGUGACCAGUUUGUGAUCGCCCCAAAUAACACCUUCAAGGAUGUAAACUGCGACAGCGUAUCAACCCCACCAGCUCUAGUUUUCCAAGCCCAUUCGGCUCCUAUCGAUAGCAAGUUCGACCCUACGUUCAGCACCCUGUACGUUACUUUCCACGGCUCCUGGAAUCGCCAGCCAACGACCGGGUUUAAGGUGGUGGCUGUUCCUUUCACUAAGGGUACCGAUGGUGCUUAUAAGCCUGUUGCACCACGCUCAAGCAACACUGGAUAUACCGAUAUCUUCUCGAACCCCAAUGUGGCAGGUUGCUCUGGCAAUGGCCCUGUCAUGAGCUCAGGAUGCUUCCGACCAGCGGGCCUUGGUUUCGAUAGCGCGGGUAGGAUGUACAUGACCAGCGAUACCACUGCUGACGCAGAGAUCUUUGUGCUGGGCAAGUCAUGA